GCCGGCGGCCGGAGACGCUGGCUGCUCGGAGACGGCUCAUUGUGUCGAUUGGACCCGGAUUUGCAGCAGCGCGUACGCUCGCGCCGUGUGGUGGAUUUACGAUUAACCGGCGGAGCUGCGGGGUUCAGCGGCCGGGGAAAAGCAGCUGGAGGUCGGCGUGGAUUACCACAAAGAACUCGGAGCUCGGAGGACAUCUGAGGGGGUGCACCCCCGCCUCCUGACUUCCUGUUUGCUGCUGUCUCUUGAGCGUCCAGAGGCUUCACCUGUCCGUCGCAGCAGAUUUUCACUCUCUGACGUCUGCAAUGACCUGCUGACAUCACCGUCCCACCGCCCCCUCCUUCCCUCUCUUUCCUUGCAAUGGCCCUGACCUGCUGGCUGUCGCCAUGGCGACCCCCGCCCCUGCUGCUGCUGCUGCUCAGUUCCUGGUUGCCGGCUGAGUCGGCUUCAACCACACCCUUCCCCAAAGACCUGGAGCCAAUCAGCGUGGUCAGCUCGGAGCAGUCGUUUCAGUACCCGGGGUUUCAGGGUUUGCUUCAGGACAACGACACGCUGAGGCUGGGCCUGGACUUCCAGAGGAUGCUACGGAUCAACCACGUGCUGUACAUCGCAGCGAGGGAUCACGUGUUCGCAGUCAACCUGACGACGGCUUCAGGGGAGUUCGUCCCACAGAUGAAGCUGACGUGGAAGUCCAACGACGUCAGCAAGUGCACGGUCAGAGGGAAGAACAGCGACGAGUGCUACAACUACGUGAAGGUGUUGGUUCCCCGAAACGACGAGACGCUGUUUGCCUGCGGGACCAACGCCUUCAACCCGACCUGCCGAAACUACAAGAUGACCUCACUGGAGCAGGUCGGGGAGGAGGUGGUGGGUCAGGCUCGCUGUCCCUUCGAGUCCGGUCAGUCCAACGUGGGACUGUUCGCUGGUGGAGACUUCUACUCGGCCACCAUGACGGACUUCCUGGCCAGCGACGCCGUCAUCUACAGGAGCCUGGGCGAGGGCCGCCCCGUCCUCAGGACCGUCAAAUACGACUCCAAGUGGCUGCGAGAGCCGCACUUCCUGCACGCCAUCGACUACGGGAACUACGUCUACUUCUUCCUGAGCGAAAUCGCAGUGGAGUACACCACGCUGGGCAAGGUGGUGUUCUCUCGGGUGGCCCGGGUCUGUAAGAACGAUAACGGGGGAUCUCCUAGAGUUCUGGAGCGAUACUGGACGUCCUUCCUGAAGGCUCGGCUCAACUGCUCGGUGCCCGGAGACUCCUUCUUCUACUUCGACGUGCUCCAGUCGCUCACCAACGUGCUGCAGAUCAACCAGAGACCCGCUGUGGUCGGAGUCUUCACCACGCAGGCCAACAGUAUCCCCGGCUCGGCCGUCUGUGCCUUCUACAUGGACGACAUCGAGAAGGCGUUUAACGGGAAGUUCAAAGAGCAGAGGACCAGCGACUCCUCCUGGACUCCCGUACCCGACGAGCAAGUUCCCAGACCGAGGCCCGGUACGUGUGCAGGCGACGGCUCUGCUUCAGAAUACAAAUCGUCUGUUCAGUUCCCGGAUGAGACGCUGACCUUCAUCAAGUCGUAUCCUCUGAUGGACGAAGCUGUUCCCUCCGUCAACGACCGGCCCUGCUUCACCAGGACGUCCAGCAGGUCCAAGUUGACCCAGAUUGUGGUGGAUGUUUCUGCUGGGCCUUACAAGGACCGGACGGUGAUGUUCCUGGGCUCAGACGAUGGGCGAGUCUUGAAGGUUUUGGCCAGCACCCAUCCAAAUGACAGCUUUGGAUCCAAACUGCUGGAGGACAUCGACGUCUACAACCCAUCCAAGUGCAACGUUCAGGGUCAGGAGGACAGGAGGGUUCUGGGCCUGGAGCUCGAUAAGGACCAUCACGCCUUAUUUGUGGCGUUCAGCAGCUGUGUGAUCAGAGUGCCGCUCAGCCGCUGCGCCCAACAUGGAGUCUGCAAAAAAGCCUGCCUGGCCUCUCGUGACCCAUACUGCAUCUGGCUUCGGACCGGGAGCUGCGCCAACGUUGCGCCGGGUUUCAAGGCGGGGUUUGAGCAGGAGAUCGAGGGCGAACACUCGUUUCAUCCGGACAGCUGCCGCGCUGACGUGUUGGCCACGACACGGAACCAGGAGUCCGCCGCCGACUCCGCCUACGGCGUGCGGCGCCCUCCGGAGAUGGACCAGCGUGCAGGUGCUAACGUGCACUACACGCUGCUUAUCGCCUGCGUGCUGGUGGCCUUCUUCCUGGGCGCCAUCUUGUCGGGUUUCCUGGUGUCAUGCUACUGCGGCCGCAGCGCCGCCCACCGGGCCCGGAGGCUGGGGAAGGACCCGGAGGCGUCGCUGCCUCACGCCCUGUCGCUGCGAUCCCUCGCCAAGCUCAACGGACUGCUGGACGGACAGCCCAAGGAGGACAAACUGGACGUGUCCACCCCGAAGAUGUACAGUUCCUUCAUCCCCAACGGCCGGGCCGAGCAUCACCUCCACAGCCCCGUGCACCAGGGCCUCCCGCUGGGCGACCCCGAGCUCAGCCUGUCACAGUCUCUGUCACAGGGGGAUGGCGAGCUCUCUGGCCUGCCCACGCCCGACUCCACCCCGGAGCUUCCCAUCAAGAACAUGAAGGCGCUGCGACACCAUCAGUACGAGAAGAACCAGAACUGCAACAACGCCAGAGACAAACCCAGCUGCUCCGCCUCCAGUCUGGGAUUCAUGGCCGUCGUCGGGAACGCCUUAAACCAGCAGGCGUUUCCCUUCCCUCAUCACCAUGGCAACAGUGUAAGCAAUGGGACGCCCCACGGGGCCGGCGCCUCUUCGACCUCUCUGCACCUCCCAGAGGAGAGAAAGAUCUCCAAUGAUGAGCGGGCGGCGGCGGCAGUGGGAGGGGGAGGAGUCCCGCAUCACCACCACUCCCAGCAGUCCCUCCCCCAGACAGUGGUGGACGUGUCGGCGCUGGACGAGCUGCUCAAACACAUCCACGAGGUCAGCGCGUCAGGAACCGGCGGCAUCAAGGUCCUCACCUCCACCUCCUCCUCCUCGCUGUUCCCCGGGUCGUCCGGCUCCACCGCAGGGCAACAUCACAGCCACCAUCACCACCACGCACAGACGCGCACACACCACUACAACCACGGCCAUCACCAUAGCAAUCACCACAACAACAACAGCGGUCACCAGCAACAGAAUGAGACGGCGUCCUACCACAGCACCUCCGCGCUGCCGAGUGACGGCCUCCCCAAACGCUUCGACCCUCCUCCUCAGAACACCACCUCCUCCUCAUCUUCAUCCUCCUCAUCCUCAAACAACCCCACCUCCUCCACCUCCAUCCCCUCAUCAUCCUCCUCCUCUUCCUCCACUCCGCUCCAGCAGCAAGUGAUUCCAGAACGACCUGGAGGAGGCGGCGGCGUCUCGGUGAUGCGACACCACUCUCAGCGUCACUCCCUCAUCAGGAUGGGCAGCGGGAGUGGCGCCGUGCCCCGCCAUCACAGCUUUAAUCAGCGAGGGCCGCAGCACGCUCACUUCCUCGCCAGGAUGAACACUAACAACAGCAGCAACAACAGCGACAGCCCCGCCCCCGCCGACAGCAAGCAGCCGUCGGUGGCCAGCGCCUGCCUCACACGGCAACACAGCUACAGCGAGGGGCCGCACGCCCAGCGGGCCGCCGUUGUCCGGAGAACGGCGUCGCUCAAACCCCAGCUCCCUCCUAAACCGCUCUUCCUGCCAAACACAGCCACGUCACCGGGCGCAGAGGUGGGAAAGUACAACUACUGAGACCGCCGGGCGCCGCACCGACAUGGCCGCUGCUGUCCACAGAUGCCUGCCGGGCUGGUGAGAGAGGAUGAGAGGAGAGCGCCGAUGGGCUGGAGACACAAAAGAGACCGAGAGCUUUUUGUCCCCAUCGCUCCUCGUUACCACCCCUCAGCCGUGCUUGCUGCCCCGCCACUGAGAGGACGCCGUCCGUCGCCACUCAGCAUCUCUGGCUCAUUGAAAGGGGCGGGGCUCGAAACCAGCACGAACUACUAAACAUUCCAAAGGCGGCUCGAGGUGGCCAUAGAAUUCCAGAUUAAUGCAGUUUUCUUCGGAGCACUUUGAUGCGCCAUCCCGUCGUCAGGCCCGGAUUUCAUUUGCCAGGAUCGUCAGCAAACCGAACCCAGUGGAAAAAAUUCCUCGGCCUGUCUGUGAAUCUGGGCCGGAAAACUGAACCCCGCUGCAGGGGUGGCUCCCGUCCCCGUGGGGGGCGCAGACUUGUGUUUUCAGCAGCACUCUGAGGACAGACCACCUCGGUCUUUUAUACCAUAUUGGUAUCUACAGGUCGCCCAGCAGGUGUGAUAACCGUCUCCACAUCACUACAACGACCCUCUUGCAUUAACGCCGGGACGCCUGCUGAGCGUCACACCGAACCCCCCGCGGGUCGUUUCAGGCCCUGCACUCGUCUGAAGGGGGCGUGUUUUCUCUUCACCAGCUGAGGACACACUGUGGAAACUUUAACAAAGUUUGCUCUUAAAAUGGUGUUUCACCCAAAUUACCGCCACACUCAUGCUCCCACUGAUCUCCCGGGGUGUCCGGGGUCCGGCCCCCACGAGGGCGGAGCAGAGGCAGACUUGUCAUUGCAGCUAUGCUCUGUGAGCCUCUAAGCUAAUGCUAACUCGCUCCGCCCGAGGCUGGUGAUGCGUUCAGGUACCUGUUAAACCUUUGAAAUGUGUGCAGGCAUGAAACAGCCCAGAGUCUGGGAGGGGGGGCGUGGCCUGUUGUCUGCCGUGGCGGAGACAUUUCAGUCUGAAUUCAGUCUCACUCUGCACCUUCAUUAAAAACUACAUUUCCCAGCAGGCAGUGGGAACGUGAGGAUUCUGUUGGUGGUAAUUUGAAUGAAGGUUUGCUUUGCUUCGGUCUGUGGGAGGGUUUCCUUCCAGCUGAAGAACAGUGGAUCAGCUGUUCCUGCUUUGUCUUUACCUCGGUGUUUGUUAGCGGUUCUGCCGGGUUCUGUUUCUGCCCCCGGGCUUAGGCAACAUGUUGAGCCAACACAGGUGAGACUGCAGAGCGGUCCCUGCAGACCAGCGGGUGACGUGACGCCAGCUCUCCGUGUUGCCUCAGCGUGUGGCGUCUGAUAGAAACGUCUGGAUGCACUGCUUUCAGGUCUGUUAGCAUCAUUGUCCGCAGACGGAUUCAGUUUCUGACUUUGGCGCUGAACACCUGAACACCUGCUUCAUGUCACAAACCCUGAAGCUGCAGCUCUUUUAACUACACUGAGGCACAAACCCUCGGAGCGUCACCAGUGAGCCGCACGGGCAGCGCCGCUAAACGAAGCAAUAAAUGUAAAAGAGAUGAUUCAGGACCUCUGCACCUGCUCGUUCAGACCAUAAAACAUGAAGAGUUUCAGAUACAAACACCAGUAAUCUCGUCACAUGUCCGAAAACAGCUGGCGUCAACUUUCAGAUCCAGUCAUUCGAGCUUUGGCGUGGCGCUGCUACUGGUGUUAUUACAUUUAUCUCAUUUAUACCUGAAUAGUUUGAGGGUUUCUGGCUCGCCUGGCUGUUUAGGGACAGUUCUGGGGUACAUCAGGCAGUCGUACUAACCAGCACAAGUUUGAGACGUAGGUUUGAAUGCAGAACACGCCGCUGUGACGUGUAAUCGUCUGAGCGAACUGACUGUCGCGUCCUGCAGCCGUGACUUCUCACCGCGGUCCACGGCGGAGGACGAGCUCUGCACCAACAUGAUGCAACAUGCAGCCGAUAGCGAGCCGCGGUGCGUGAUGCGUUUGUUGAGGUUAAAUAAAAGAGGCCAAAGCAGCGGCGCGAUGGUUGCUGCUCACUGUAAAAGGAUUCAUGCCACAGCGUUUGAGGCGCUUACAUCAUCCUCUUUCAUCUCGCCUGAUUCAAACAGUUUGAAAUACUGUAGUUACCACAGAUUACAGCUGCUGUGGUCACUGAAGGAGGCUGCCGCAGGACUCGGAGGCUAAAUUUACUGCCAGUCCCACCCUCUGCUCUCAGCAGGGGAUUCUGCAGAAAAAGAAACGGCAUUUAAAAACGAGCCGAAGAGGAAGGUUCAGGCGUUUGUGGCAUCACUGCAGACGCACCUCUGUGAACACCGACCGUUAAAAACUGAUUAAUGGAAAACAAGGAGGGCUGCGUAAAAACACCAAAGUGUCACAUUGAGCUUUUUGUAUUUGAAUUAAAAUGAAAAUGCUGCUUUAAGGUUUUGCUCAGAGUUCUGGUUCUUGUUCAGUUGGUAACAAAUCCGUGGCUCGAGUCCUGCUAAUGUGCCAUAGAUAAUUGGCUGAACGCUCCUUUAGACCUGCGGCGAGCCGCUCCAACCUUCACACAGCACAAACGCCACCUCAGCGUCUGUGAGCAGUGCUGAACUCUCCAAAAUCACGUGUGAAUCUUCAAAGGUCCUUUAUGAAUGUUUCCACUGGGUGCUGCUAGGGGGCGCCACAGAGCAUAAAGACUUUGGCGUAUUUUAUAAAGGUUUUGUAUGAGAUGCACUUGUAACCUUGAAAAUGAUUUUGUUUAUUUGUUUCGUGGUUCUCGUCCUCUGAAGUGCUGAAAGGAGCAGAGACGCUGUGGACUCACAGCGCCACCCGGUGGGCCACGCUGCAAUGACAAUGUAAUAAUGUCACACACUAUUAUGUUUACCUUACUGCUAUGAAUUAACAAUGUGGAUGACGGUGUAAAUAAAGGCUACUGUGGAAUAAUA
This is a messenger RNA of Oreochromis aureus, 6675 nucleotides long. Its product is annotated as semaphorin-6D-like. Gene Ontology annotation, molecular function: semaphorin receptor binding; chemorepellent activity. Gene Ontology annotation, biological process: negative regulation of axon extension involved in axon guidance; neural crest cell migration; semaphorin-plexin signaling pathway. The record is from RefSeq and is a predicted model, not a curated record. The coding region runs from base 358 to 3753 and encodes 1131 amino acids. The transcript is spliced from 22 exons. Lineage: Eukaryota; Metazoa; Chordata; Actinopteri; Cichliformes; Cichlidae.